Messenger RNA from Naegleria gruberi, 1374 nucleotides. RefSeq lists its product as uncharacterized. The coding region runs from base 1 to 1374 and encodes 457 amino acids. The record is from RefSeq and is a predicted model, not a curated record. Gene Ontology annotation, molecular function: MAP kinase kinase activity; ATP binding. NCBI's taxonomy places the organism in Eukaryota, Heterolobosea, Eutetramitea, Acrasida, Naegleriidae. Gene Ontology annotation, biological process: MAPK cascade; protein phosphorylation. The transcript has 4 exons.
AUGUCGAAAUCAAAAGCAAAAUUAAUGUUGGGUAAUCCUUCGGAUCAUGUCGAUUUUGAAACAAUUGAAUCACCCAAGAAACCAAUUUUAAAAUUGGAAGAACCAGAGGUACCACAAAAUAUUAGUAAAAAGAAGAGUUUUAAUGAGGACAGUGUAAGAAUAUCUCACGAGAGGUUUGAAUAUGAAAAUGAAUUAAGUAUAGGACCUAGAGGAAUAGACAGAGAAAAGACACCACUCUCUUCUACUGUUAUUGAAUCAACAAUAUUCGAUGUACCAUCAACACUGAACACUACAAAUGCUUCCUCUCUGGAAAAAGAUUCAUCAUCACCAAGUGCUGAUGAUUUUAAUUCACUAACAGGAUUAAUUAGAUAUGAGGAAUUAUCUGGAUUUGUAAAAUUAGGAAGUGGAUCAUCGGCUUCUGUAUUCAAAGUGUACCAUCAACCUUCCGAAUUUGAUAUUGGAGUUGGAGCAAGACUUGAGCCUUCUAAUUCAGAAAAUAAGGAUGACCCAGAAAAGAAAAAGACUGUCUAUGCCAUGAAAAAGAUCUAUGUAGAAAAACAGUUGGCCAAGUCUAUAAUACACGAAAUUAAAGCUCUCUACACUAACAGAAAUACUCACAUUAUCAAAUUAAUUGACUCAUAUUACCGAGAAGGAGCUAUAAUGAUGAUUUUGGAAUAUAUGGAUUGUGGAUCUUUGGAAGAUGUCAUUAAAAUAUCUAAAAAGAUUCCAGAGAAAAUACUCAGCAGAAUGACUUAUCAAAUCUUGAAAGGUUUACAAUAUAUUCAUGAGGAAUGUUAUAUUAUUCACAGAGAUAUUAAGCCUGCUAAUAUUUUACUCAAUAGCAAAGGUCUCUGUAAGAUUGCAGAUUUUGGUAUGAGUGGUUUCUGGAUUAAAUCAAAAUUGGAAGAAAUUCAAAAGACAGCCAAAUUCGAUACAUUUUGUGGCACUUAUAUUUACAUGUCUCCUGAAAGAAUUAGAGGACAAUCACAUAGUUUUGAUAGCGACAUUUGGUCACUUGGCUUGACAAUAGCUCAAUUAGGUAUGGGAAUAUUCCCAUUCACACUCAAACCAGAAUUUACAAUUUGGUCCAUGUUUGAAUAUUUGGAAGAGACUGGAGCUGAACCAUUUCCAAUCGAUGAAAAGGAAUAUUCACCUGAAUUUAAAUCAUUUGUUUAUCAAUGCAUGACAUUUGAUCGUAAGCAAAGACCAUCUGCAUCUCAACUCGUUUCACACCCAUGGAUUGAAAAGUACAAGAAGGAUGAAGAAAAGAUGAGAAAGAGUGUUGAAAAGUGGGUAUACAGACGUUACAUUGCUGUAAAGAGACACAAUAGAAAACCAAAAGAAUCUAACGAUACAAAAACUGAAAAACGAUAA